Pochonia chlamydosporia 170 is the source of this 303-nucleotide messenger RNA. RefSeq lists its product as hypothetical. The record is from RefSeq and is a predicted model, not a curated record. Bases 1 to 303 code for a protein of 100 amino acids. The transcript has a single exon. NCBI's taxonomy places the organism in Eukaryota, Fungi, Ascomycota, Sordariomycetes, Hypocreales, Clavicipitaceae.
AUGGGCUUCAGGCGUCAGUCUUCAAUGUUGACCAGACAUGACACGGACACAUGUAUGUGGCUACUGCCCGCUAACUUGGAAGGGAAUACUUGUAUACUUGUCGAUCGCGGUGUCCGAAACAUUUGGCUGUUGAGCCUGCUGCGGCGCACCGAUUACGCACUCAGGAACAUGCACAACCAGAUCUCUUCAAAUGUUCUGUUACCAUUGAAGUCUCCAGUGCUCCGUCGACAUGGACUGGUCUGCCGUAUUCGUGCCGGGUGGGGGGAUUGCGAAGCCCUGUGGGACGUCAACUUUCGGCACUAG